UAGUUUUAUUUUUAAAAAAUGAGAAUUUCCAGGAUGGAGAGAAAGAGAGAGAGGAUCUAGCAAAACUGAAUUUGCGCGUUAAAAGAGGAGACGGGGAAGCAGAUUUCAGUUUUAUCCGUUUGGAGAGAGAGAGAGUCUAUAAAAUAUGUAUUUAUUGGUGUUGGUUUUGUCAUGAUCGUGGGAUGCACGUGUGUCUAGCUGGAAGUAUUCUUAAAAGGUGGCUGUUUACUUUUGUCUCAAGAAUUCUAGAUUGGUUAUAGUUUGAAUUAUAGCCUUGCAAGGAAAUGGCGGAUUCUGGCCGUCCUGAUGACAGAGGCGAGGUGAGAAUUCAUGAUAGUCUGGAUGAACUUGCCACAGAAUUGGUUGAUUAUAUUGCAGAAUUAUCUGAGAUGUCUGUAAAGGAGCGGGGAUUUUUCGCCAUUGCCUUAUCUGGCGGAUCUCUCAUCAGCUUGUUGGGGAAACUCUGUGAAGCUCCGUAUAAUAGGACUGUGGAUUGGGCAAAAUGGCAUAUAUUUUGGGUUGAUGAGCGUGUAGUGGCGAAGAAUCACACAGACAGCAAUUAUAAGCUAGCGAAGGAUGGCCUUCUUUCAAAGGUACCAGUGGUCCCUGGCCAUGUGUACUCUAUCAACGACAACGUCUCAGCGGAGGAGGCGGCAAGUGAGUACGAGUUCGUCCUCCGCCAGCUGGUGAGGAGCCGCACAGUCAGCGUGUCUGAGAGCAGCGACUGCCCCAAGUUUGACCUGAUCCUACUCGGCAUGGGGCCUGACGGGCAUGUGGCGUCGCUCUUCCCACACCAUGCGGCACUCAGUGAGAAGGAUGAGUGGGUCACGUUCAUCACUGACUCCCCCAAGCCCCCACCAGAGAGGAUCACCUUCACACUCCCCGUGAUCAACUCAGCAUCCAAUGUGGCUGUGGUGGUGACGGGCAGCAGCAAAGCGGAAGCCAUCCAUCUGGCAAUCGAUGAUGUGGCUAGUGACUGUGCAUUGCCGGCGCGGAUGGUGCGGCCCGCCAACGGGAAGCUGGUGUGGUUUUUGGACAGGUCAGCUGCCUCAAAGCUGGCUGUUUCUCAGCCUGAUGAGUGAGUGGGCCACACUCACUUGGUUUUGUUAAUGAGUGUGUAUGUAGUUGAGGUGGGGACUUUGGUACCAUUUGAUGCCUUUUCUGGUCCUUUUUCUUUGACACAAUAUGAUGUCUUUGUUUCACUUUUUGGGGUGUUUGGGGAAUCUGAUUGUCCUCGUCUUCUUUUUCUUUUUUUUCUUUUGAUGAAUAAGUGGCCCACCUAGACAGGUUUGAAAGGCCUUUUUGUGGUUUGGGGUCUCUUUCAGGGAGGGUGGGAUGUGAAGAAAAUAGCAAGUGUGAUGAGAAAUCUGUAGUGGGGGGUAUUGGGUUUUCUUUCUUCAAAUGUUUUCUUGGCUAGUGGAAAUCAUUUUCAUGAAGUACAACAGCAGUGGUUUGUUCA
This is a messenger RNA of Magnolia sinica, 1459 nucleotides long. Its product is annotated as probable 6-phosphogluconolactonase 2. Lineage: Eukaryota; Viridiplantae; Streptophyta; Magnoliopsida; Magnoliales; Magnoliaceae. Bases 285 to 1082 code for a protein of 265 amino acids. Gene Ontology annotation, biological process: pentose-phosphate shunt; carbohydrate metabolic process. The record is from RefSeq and is a predicted model, not a curated record. Gene Ontology annotation, molecular function: 6-phosphogluconolactonase activity. The transcript has 5 exons.